This is a messenger RNA of Colletotrichum karsti, 1527 nucleotides long. RefSeq lists its product as uncharacterized. Gene Ontology annotation, biological process: regulation of mRNA stability. Gene Ontology annotation, cellular component: cytoplasm; nucleus. The transcript has 2 exons. The coding region runs from base 1 to 1527 and encodes 508 amino acids. NCBI's taxonomy places the organism in Eukaryota, Fungi, Ascomycota, Sordariomycetes, Glomerellales, Glomerellaceae. Gene Ontology annotation, molecular function: poly(A) binding. The record is from RefSeq and is a predicted model, not a curated record.
AUGACGGUUCAAGUCGUUCUAAACACCCCGCUGGCGGAUUCCCUGACCAAGGCCAUCCAACCGAAACUCGUCGAAGCGGGCUGGGCAUCUGACGAUGGAGAGCUUGCCGAAUACAUCAUUCUCAUGCUCGUCAACGGUCGGACACAAGACCAGAUCGCCCAUGAGCUCGCCACCGAUCUUCUCGGCCUCGACCCUGCCGAUCCCGCCUGCAGCGACUUUGCCAGCUGGCUAUUUCAACAAGCAGAACAGCUCAACGCGCAGUUGAACGGCUCUCAAGCUGAAGGGAGCGAUGCCAUGGCCGGAAUGACCCAGCAGGAUGCUUCAUCUGGCGAUAUGGACACCGAUAUGGGCGCAAAUGACGCCAACGAACUCAAUGCUCCAACUGGCCCGCGCUCGAUGCGGAACGGUCCCAACGCUCGCGGAGCAGGACGCGACAAGCGCAUGCUUGGCCACAUGUCCAAGGCUAUGGACAGGUCAGGCGACUCAGUCCUCCACCGCACUCGCGGCAACGAUAGAAUCAACUCUCACGGGCGUGGUCCCCCUUCCGGCCCGAGAGGCGGCAUGGGUGGACGUGGUGGCCGGAUGAACGGUCGCGGAGUGAACAUCCAGGCUGGUUUGAACGCGAUGGCGGGCAUGAACGGCCAACAAGGACCUCCCGGAAUGAACGGCAUGAACGGCGGUUGGGGGAUGCCCGGCGCAAUGGCCGGAGGUAUGCCAGGAGGAAUGCCCGGACAGCAGCACUUGGAUCUCAUGGCGAUGAUGGAGCAACAGCAGCAGAUGAUGAACCAGCUUCAACACCAGCUUAUGAACCAAGCAGGUGGCCGUGGUGGGCGCCGUGGUGGCAAGUCUCUAUUCGAUCGAACACAGAAUCGCAACAACUUCAAGAAUCGCCAACCCAACGACAGGUCAGACUCGGCCAUGACGGAAGGUGGAGCUGAAGGCGAGGAUGUCGACAUGGGACAAACGAAACGCGACCCGCCCAACCCGGACGACACGGUGUGCAAAUGGAACCUCCAAUGCACCAGGAAGGACUGCCCGUAUGCGCAUCAGUCUCCUGUGGCGCCACCUGGUAUCACUAUCGACCUUAACGAUGUCUGCACCUUUGGCGCCGCUUGCAUGAACAGGAAGUGUGUCGGUCGCCAUCCAUCCAAGGCUGCGAGACUUGCCCACCAGGGCGAGCAAGACUGCAAAUUCUUCCCCAAGUGCGCAAACCCGAGAUGUCCGUUCAGGCACCCCGAUAUGCCAUUGUGCCGGAACGGAGGCGGUUGCACCACACCCGGUUGCAAAUUUACACAUGUUAAGACCAAGUGUAAAUUCAACCCCUGCAUGAACCCUCACUGCAUCUAUACCCACGAGGAGGGACAGCAAGGAGCCUUUAAGGACAAGGUCUGGACGGCGGAUGACGGUGAUCACGUUAGCGAGCGCCAAUUCGUCGACGCAAAGGCUGAUCCCGAGGUGAUACUCCCCGAAUCCGAAGCUGCCGUCAAAGAGGAGCAGGGCAACUUUCAGGAGGAGGUCAUCAGCUAG